AUGUCGACGCCCGAUUUUGCUUUUGGCAGCUUCAACCACAUCUGUUCGAAGGUGUCGUUGACGCUUUGCCCACUCGUGGGCGAAGUCGAUGGAGUCGAACCGGUCUGUUAUUCGCGUAAUGUCCGUAUUGCGGACACCCUCAUCUUUCAGCCAUCGACGCUGAUUAUCCACAUUAUUGCGCUGAUCAUGACGGCGAUCAUGGUCUGGCACAUCCGUUCCAAGUACACUGCUGUCGGUCGCAAGGAGAUCAUCAUGUUCUUUUACCUGUACACGCUGGUGACGAUCAUGGACUUUUUACUGGUCUCUGGAAUCAUCCCAACCUCGAGUGCUCUCUAUCCUUACUUUACAGGAGUUCAUUUAGGACUGAUCUCAGCGACGUUCUGGUGCCUACUGCUAAACGGGUUUGUCGGAUUCCAGUUUGCCGAGGAUGGCACGCCCUUGUCUCUCUGGUCGAUCCGCAUCUCAUCGUUCAUUGUGUUCGCGGCCGUGACGUUCCUGUCGAUUGCAACCUUCAAAUCGAUGGGCCCCUUUGAUCCACUGCAUCCAGUCGCGCUCUGGAUCGUGUUCUUCAUUUUCAACGGUGCCGCUCUCCUCAUCUACGUGAUCCUCCAAAUUGUGCUCGUCGUGAACACUUUGGACGACCGCUGGCCCCUGGGUGAUAUCGUAUUCGGCAUCAUCUUUUUCGCAACAGGCCAGGUGAUCCUUUACGUCUUCUCAGUCGAUAUCUGCAACUUUGCGAAGCACUAUAUCGAUGGACUGUUCUUUGGAACGACCGCGACGUUGUUGAGCGUGAUGAUGGUCUACAAGUACUGGGAUUCUAUCACGAAGGAGGAUCUGGAGUUCUCGGUGGGGUCGAAGCAGAAUGUGUGGGAGGUCAAGGAGUUGUUGGGAGAGGAUGAGUUGGCGAAUGGGGCACUGUAUAGUCAGCAGCAGCAGCUUCAGGGAGGAGGAGGUGGAUUUGGAUACAAUGGGAUGUCAGGUCAGGGACAGUACGGGCAGGCGAAUUAUUAUGAGGACCGGUAUUAG
Molecule: messenger RNA, 1026 nt
Organism: Gamsiella multidivaricata
Lineage: Eukaryota; Fungi; Mortierellomycota; Mortierellomycetes; Mortierellales; Mortierellaceae
Product: chitin synthase III catalytic subunit
Exons: 5
Coding region: 1-1026 (341 amino acids)
Biological process (GO): protein folding
Cellular component (GO): endoplasmic reticulum membrane
Source: RefSeq, a predicted model, not a curated record